Molecule: messenger RNA, 5189 nt
Organism: Malurus melanocephalus (red-backed fairy wren)
Lineage: Eukaryota; Metazoa; Chordata; Aves; Passeriformes; Maluridae
Gene: ATP11C
Product: ATPase phospholipid transporting 11C
Biological process (GO): phospholipid translocation
Cellular component (GO): endoplasmic reticulum; trans-Golgi network; plasma membrane
Molecular function (GO): magnesium ion binding; ATP binding; ATP hydrolysis activity
Source: RefSeq, a predicted model, not a curated record
CAUAGGGACAGUGGUGGGGUUCAUCGUGAUCUCUCUAAAAAAAAAAAUCAGGAGUUCUGCCUAAAUAUGUGGCCGGUGUGGUGUGCUGGGGAGGAGAAGAGGGUCGGSACCCGCACGGUGGUGGUGGGGCACCGGCCCGUGGCUGACACUGAGGCGUACGUGGCACAGAAAUUCUGCGACAACAGGAUCGUCUCGUCCAAGUACACCCUCUGGAACUUCCUCCCCAAGAACCUUUUUGAGCAGUUUAGAAGAAUUGCCAACUUCUACUUCCUCAUCAUCUUCCUCGUGCAGGUGAUAGUGGACACCCCAACCAGCCCGGUGACCAGUGGCCUCCCGCUCUUCUUUGUCAUCACUGUCACAGCCAUCAAACAGGGCUACGAGGACUGGYUGAGGCACAGAGCUGACAACGAAGUGAACAAAAGCAACGUCUUUGUUGUUGAAAAUGCAAAGCAAGUUCGGAAAGAGAGUGAAAAAAUCAAGGUUGGAGACAUAGUAGAAGUGAAAGCAGAUGAGACCUUCCCCUGUGAUUUGAUCUUUCUGGCCUCCAGCAGCAUUGAUGGGACCUGCUACGUCACCACAGCGAGCCUGGAUGGAGAGUCCAAUUUCAAGACCCACUAUGCAGUGCGGGACACCACCGUGCUCUGCACCGACGAGGCCAUCGACACCCUCACAGCCACCAUCGAGUGUGAGCAGCCACAGCCUGACCUCUACAAGUGACUGGGAUUGCAGUUUGAUGUAAACACCGAUGCCCUGAUGGCCAAGUGCCAGCUGGGUCCCUCUGGGCUGCGAGUCCCUCAUGAGCCCUGCUUUGAUCCUGCAGGAGUUGCAGUCUAUACUGGAAUGGAAACAAAAAUGGCUCUCAACUACCAAGGGAAAUCUCAGAAACGGUCUGCAGUAGAAAAAUCUAUCAACGCUUUCUUGAUAGUGUAUUUGUGCAUCCUGUUGGGCAAGGCCACUGUGUGCACGACUCUGAAAUACGUCUGGCAGAGUAAUCCAUUUAAUGAUGAGCCUUGGUACAACGAAAAGACUAAAAAAGAGAGAGAGACGUUCAAGGUCUUGCGGAUGUUCACGGAUUUCCUGUCCUUCAUGGUCCUCUUCAAUUUCAUUAUCCCUGUCUCCAUGUACGUUACAGUAGAGAUGCAGAAGUUCUUGGGCUCYUUCUUCAUCUCUUGGGACAAAGAGAUGUACGAUGAGGAAAUUCAGGAGGGAGCGUUGGUGAACACGUCGGACCUGAACGAGGAGCUGGGGCAGGUGGAGUACGUGUUCACAGACAAAACAGGCACACUGACAGAGAACAGCAUGGAGUUCAUCGAGUGCUGCAUCGAUGGGCACAAGUACAAGGACUGCAUCUCGGAGGUGGAUGGCUUCUCCCAGGCUGAUGGACCCCUGAAAUACUAUGGCAAAGCUGAGAAGAGCCGUGAGGAGCUGUUCCUGAGAGCCCUGUGCCUGUGCCACACGGUGCAGAUCAAGGAGGCAGACCAGCUGGAUGGACCCACAGCACACCCMGAGCGUAAAUACACCUACAUCUCCUCCUCCCCAGACGAGAUCGCCUUGGUCAAAGGCGCUGAGAAGUAUGGUUUCACUUUUCUAGGACUUGAAAACGAUUUCAUGAAAAUACGAAACCAAAAGAAUGAAACUGAGAUGUACCAACUUCUGCACGUGCUGAACUUUGACCCCGUGCGGCGCCGCAUGAGCGUCAUUGUGAGGAGCAGUGCAGGAAAGCUGCUUCUCUUCUGUAAAGGAGCAGACUCCUCUAUUUUUCCACGGGUGCAGCAAGAAGAAAUCCAACCAACGAAGGUCCAUGUGGACCGCAAUGCUAUGGAUGGCUAUCGCACGCUCUGCGUGGCCUUCAAAGAACUGACUCAGAAGGAGUAUGACAAAAUWGACAGACAGCUCAACGAAGCCAAGAUGGCUCUGCAGGACAGGGAGGAGAAGAUGGCCAAGGUUUUUGAUGACACAGAAGCAAACAUGCACCUGAUUGGGGCUACUGCUGUGGAAGACAGGCUGCAGGAGCAGUUGGCAGAGACCAUCGAAGCCCUGCACGCUGCUGGCAUGAAGGUUUGGGUGCUGACAGGAGACAAGAUGGAAACUGCCAAAUCCACCUGCUACGCCUGCAGGCUGUUCCAGACCAGCACGGAGCUGCUGGAGCUGACGGCGAGGACGGUGGGCGACAGCGACAGGAAGGAGGAUCGGCUCCAUGAGCUGCUGCUGGAGUACCACAAAAAGCUGAUUCAGGAUGUUCCCAAGAACAGGGGAGGCCUGAAGAGGAGCUGGACACUGAGUCAAGAAUAUGGGCUGAUCAUAGAUGGCUCCACGCUGUCGCUGAUUCUCAACCCUUCUCAGGACUCUGGCUCUAGCAAUUACAAAAGCAUUUUUCUCCAAAUCUGCUUGAAGUGCACUGCGGUGCUGUGCUGCCGGAUGGCUCCUCUGCAGAAAGCACAGAUUGUGCGAAUGGUGAAGAACACAAAAGGCAGCCCGAUAACCCUGUCCAUAGGGGAUGGUGCAAAUGAUGUCAGUAUGAUUUUGGAAGCACAUGUUGGGAUAGGUAUCAAAGGCAAAGAAGGACGUCAGGCCUCCAGAAACAGCGACUAUGCUGUGCCAAAGUUUAAACAUUUAAGAAAACUGCUACUAGCACAUGGGCAUUUGUAUUAUGUGAGAAUAGCACACCUUGUACAGUAUUUCUUCUAUAAGAACCUUUGCUUCAUUUUGCCACAGUUUUUAUACCAGUUCUUUUGUGGAUUCUCACAGCAGCCACUGUACGAUGCUGCUUACCUGACCAUGUACAACAUCUGCUUCACCUCGCUGCCCAUCCUGGCCUACAGCCUCCUGGAGCAGCACAUCAGCAUUGACACGCUCACCUCGGACCCUCAGCUCUACAUGAAGGUUUCGGAUAAUGCAAUGCUGCAGUGGAGGCCGUUCCUGUACUGGACCUUUCUGGGCGCCUUUGAAGGACUCGUGUUUUUCUUUGGGGUUUAUUUUCUUUUUCAAAAUUCCUCGUUGGAAGAUAACGGAAAGGUGUUUGGGAACUGGACCUUUGGGACGAUUGUUUUCACCGUGCUGGUGUUCACCGUCACUCUCAAGCUAGCAUURGACACCCGAUUCUGGACGUGGAUGAACCACUUUGUGAUUUGGGGCUCCCUUGCUUUCUAUGUGUUUUUCUCAUUCUUCUGGGGAGGAGUCAUUUGGCCUUUCUUGAAGCAGCAAAGAAUGUAUUUUGUAUUUGCUCAUAUGCUGACUUCUGUUUCCACAUGGCUGGCAAUAAUUCUCCUGAUCUUUAUCAGCCUUUUCCCAGAAAUUCUUCUAAUAGUUUUAAAAAAUAUAAAAGAGAAAAAUCAUCAGGCUGGCCCCUUUGAUCUGCCUGUGUUAGUGUCAUACAAACGUAUAGAGAAUGGUUAUGUGAAGAGUGAAGAUGCUGUUACUAAUUUGGCAGAAAGAUAUCCUCUCAGGAUACCUUAAAGUGCUCCGUACAACACUGUCUUGUCAUGCUGUAGGAACCCCCGUGGUUUURAGCUGGCAGUUCCCUGUGAGAGUCCCAAGGACUGUGAGCAGCCAGAGCACUGGCCCCACGGURCCCCUGUGUCUUUGGCCUGGUGGCUUCCCUGCCCUCCCAGACAAACCAAUUCUGCCAAAUUCUGCAUCACUGGAGGCUGAGAAAGCAUCUUUAGGAAUUCAUCCCGAACAGCUCGAAUGGAAGUGCAGGAGUGCAGUGCCAGCCCCGUUUCACACGGGGGCUUCCUCUGCCCGCCGGAGAGCAGCAGGAGCUGCUCCCAACUCUUGCUCUGCUGACCAAAGAAGCAGCACAGACUGCACCCYGGUAACAUCCCCUCACUCCCUGCAGGCACUGGGAAAAGGCUGCUCCUCUGCCACACRAGGUGGAUGCAGCAAUGCUGGGGCUGCCACGCCUCGGCUGGCGGCUGCAYCCUCCCACCAUGGGCUGCCAGAUGCAGGAUUUACGGAAAAUUUGGGAGAAUCUUUGCUGGUCCCUCCUCCAGGUAUGGCUGGAAGCAGUCUGUGUUCUGUCCACAGCAGUGGGGUCUGUGUGAACACCUGCAGUGCUGGCAGUGCCAGAGCAUCCUCCCACAACAAUUUGCUGAUGGGUUUGUUCCUGCUGGAGGGUGAAGAAAAGGUUGUUUUGUGGCUCUUUGUGAUGGAAGGAARCUUUUGUGGGGAGAAAGGAAAUGCCAGAAGUUGGGCUGUGGCAGAUGUGAGCCCCUCUGGCCAGGCUGUGCUAACAUCACUGCCCUGUGCAGUUGCUCCAACACUUUAAAGGCUGAGUGACAGUGCAGUCCUUGGCUGAGCCCAGGGACGUGGGCUGUGCCUGAACCUGCAGGCAUGUGAAACUGCAACUUGAGUUAUUUGCACUAAGAAGAAAGAAGACGGUUUAAAAUUGAAAACCUGAUUUCAUUUUACAUUUUAUUUGUUUUUUUAAAUUGGCAUGUUCUUUUUAAACCUACCUGUACCAUGGUCCUAGGAACUUUUCUCUUUAGGUCCUGCACAGCAGAGGUGAGAUGCCUGAUGCUCAAUAUUUUUUUUCUCUCUGAUGCUUCGUAUGUGGAAAGAGCAGCUUUUUUUGUGGUGUUAAGUCCUAAGCAGUGACAGAGCAGGCUGUGUUGGUGUGACAGUCCCUCCCUGGUGCUGCUGUCCCCCAGCACUCUGCACUGGGGCAGAGGAUUUGCUGUCAGAAGCUUCAAGGCUCCGUUCAGAAGCAGCAAGGUCUGCUCUGCUGCUGGGUUUGUGUCAUGUACAUACAACAAAACAAUUCAAGACUAAAUGGAAGAGUCCCCUCACCAAAUUUUGCUGAACUGCAGACUAUUAAAUUUUGGAAGAAUCAAGUUUUGCUCUCUGGCUGCCACCCCUGUGGUUCAACUGGUGCGGAUCAGCUGCUGGCAGAUUCUCUCUGGCAUCAUCAGGMCUUUGGAGGGCCCUGCCCCAAGGGAGAGGGGAGGGUCCCUGUGGCUGUGGUGGCUCUGCCAUGGCCCAGCAGGGGAGGGGACACACGGACAGGACCCCUCUGUAUCAUACACUCUGCACUGUCCCCAACAGCAGUGGCUCUGCACCGUGUCCUGACCAUGGCUCGACUCCUUGCUGCAUGCAAGUAAGGAGCUGCACUGCCAGCAUGUGUCCCAUGGGCAAAGCUUUUCUUUUCUUUCUUUCUUUUUUUUUUUUUUUUUUUUUUUUUGUUUUCCUAG